Molecule: messenger RNA, 328 nt
Organism: Gongylonema pulchrum
Lineage: Eukaryota; Metazoa; Nematoda; Chromadorea; Rhabditida; Gongylonematidae
Source: the annotation of a GenBank genome assembly
UAUCUGUAACGAUGUCUGGUGUGACAACAUGCUUGCGCUUCCCGGGACAGCUAAAUGCUGACCUGCGAAAAUUGGCCGUGAAUAUGGUACCAUUCCCACGUUUGCAUUUCUUCAUGCCCGGAUUUGCCCCUCUCUCGGCUCGUGGUACUGCUGCCUAUCGUGCCCUCAACGUUGCCGAACUUACUCAACAGAUGUUCGAUGCGAAAAAUAUGAUGGCAGCUUGUGAUCCCCGUCAUGGGCGUUAUCUCACCGUAGCAGCAAUGUUCCGUGGUCGUAUGUCUAUGCGUGUAAGUACAUUUCCUGCAUUUUUUUUUUUAGCUCUGUAGAG